AUGUUGGCUGUGCCGGUCUCCACGCUUAAUCUGCCUGGUUCACCUGGCGGCUGGCACCCCUACUUCGGGCGGAAGCCUCGCGGCCCCUCCGAGGGCUUUUGUUCAGCAGAAGCCGCUUCCGCCCGUCCCUCCCGGGAGGGUCGAGGAGGUGCCGGAAGUGACGGCUGCUGGGCCGCCACGCGGGCCGAACUCUCGGCGCGGAGCCGUCGUGUCCCCGCCCACUGUACGGGUGCCGCGGAGGGACAGCCGCGGGCGUCUCGCGAACCCCCAGCCCGCUCGCCGCCCGGCAUGGAGCCGUGCGGAGGAGACGGACAGAGGCGGCGCCUGGAGGAGGCGCGGACAGAAUUGUUGGACUCUGAGUUCUGGAACUCCAGUCUGAGAACCCUCUUAAGAUCCCUGCGAGAAGUCCAGGCAUGCUGGAAAGAGAUGCCUGUGCCCACCGGGGAAGAUGCCCUCUUGGCCUUGGCAGAGAUGCAGCUGUGCCCGUCGGCCCUUCUGCCUGGAAGAGCGUGCUUGCGGUGUGUGUGUUACGGCCUGGGCAACUUCGCUUCUUGCGUCAAAGCCCGCUUCCAGCUGGCCUUCCUGCUGCUGCUGCUGAAGGAGCUCCAGAUUCCCGAGGAGUGGUGUUGCGUCUUCGAUCCCGCUUUCUCCGAGCUGGAGAGGGAAGCGCUCCACCGCCUUGGCCUCUCCGUUCUCCCGCAGAAUGAGGAGGGGAAGCGGGCCAUAGCUGAGCCCACGGUUUUCUACAUGAUCCACUGUGGGAAGGCGCUCUACAACAACCUGCUGUGGAGCAACUGGUCAGCAGAGGCCUUGUCCAAAAUGGUCAUCAUAGGCAACAGUUUCAAGGGGAUUGAAGAAAGGGUGCCGAGCAGGAUACUCCAAACAGAUUAUGCUUACAUUGCAAAGAUUUUAACAGCCACUGAAGAAGAAGCCCUCCCUCCUCAUGCCCAGUAUCUGGAUGUGUUCAACGACACCGCUGUCCACUGCUUCCCUUGGCACAAACUGAGGGAGGUGCCCCAAGAGACUUGGAACUUUCAGGAGGAACCAGUUUACCAUGCCGAGGAUCAGUUAGAGUUCAUCAGAAAAAAUGACGUGAUUUAG
Molecule: messenger RNA, 1101 nt
Organism: Euleptes europaea (tarantolino)
Lineage: Eukaryota; Metazoa; Chordata; Lepidosauria; Squamata; Sphaerodactylidae
Gene: SRRD
Product: SRR1 domain containing
Exons: 8
Coding region: 1-1101 (366 amino acids)
Biological process (GO): microtubule-based process
Cellular component (GO): nucleus; cytoplasm
Source: RefSeq, a predicted model, not a curated record